Molecule: messenger RNA, 3877 nt
Organism: Apus apus (common swift)
Lineage: Eukaryota; Metazoa; Chordata; Aves; Apodiformes; Apodidae
Gene: EIF2B5
Product: eukaryotic translation initiation factor 2B subunit epsilon
Exons: 16
Coding region: 18-2141 (707 amino acids)
Biological process (GO): biosynthetic process
Cellular component (GO): eukaryotic translation initiation factor 2B complex
Molecular function (GO): translation initiation factor binding; guanyl-nucleotide exchange factor activity; translation initiation factor activity
Source: RefSeq, a predicted model, not a curated record
UGGGGCGGCGUGAGGAGAUGGCGGCCCGCAGCGCGGCCAGGCGCGGGGCUGGCGCGGGGGCCCGCGGGCCCGACCCGCAGGAGGAGCCGCCGCCUCCGCUCCAGGCUGUACUGGUCGCCGACAGCUUCAACCGCCGAUUCUUCCCCAUCUCCAAAGACCGGCCGAGGGCUCUUUUACCUAUGGCAAAUGUGGCCAUGAUUGACUAUACCUUGGAGUUCCUAACAGCAACCGGAGUGGAAGAAACCUUUGUUUUCUGCUGUUGGAAGUCAGCUGAGAUAAAAGAGCAUUUACAGAAAUCCAAGUGGUGCCGCCACACCUCUCCCAACACGGUGCGCUUUGAGACUUCCGACCUGUACCGCUCCCUGGGGGACGUGCUGCGAGACGUUGAUGCCAAGUCCCUUGUUCGUUCCGACUUCAUUCUUGUCACCGGAGAUGUGGUGUCCAAUUUCAAUAUUUCCAAAGCCCUGGAAGAGCACAAGCUGCGUCGUAAGAUGGAAAAGAAUGUUUCUGUGAUGACGAUGAUAUUCAAGGAGUCCUCGCCUGGCCACCACGCCAGGUGCAAAGAGGAUGACAUUGUUAUUGCUAUGGACAGUGCCACAAACCGUGUCCUUCACUACCAGAGAACCCAGGGGCUGAAACGCUUCCGCUUCCCUAUGAGUCUGUUCCAGAACUCUAUUGAGAACAUCGAGGUGCGCCAUGACUUGCUGGACUGUCAUAUCAGCAUCUGCUCUCCACAGGUGGCUGAGCUGUUCACAGACAAUUUUGACUACCAGACACGGGAUGACUUUGUGCGUGGUCUGCUGGUGAAUGAGGAGGUCCUGGGGAACCAAAUCCAUAUGCAUGUAACCACAGAAGAGUAUGGAGCCCACAUAUGCAACCUGCUGAUGUACGAAGCUGUGUGCUCCGACAUCAUCCGGCGCUGGGUUUAUCCUUUGACUCCAGAGAUGAACUUCACAGAUGACAAGAACCAGAGUUACACCCACUCUAAACACAACAUCUACCGAGGGGUGGAUGUCAGCCUGGGCCACGGCAGCGUGCUGGCGGAGAACGUGCUCAUUGGGCAGGGAACAGUCAUUGGCAGCAACUGCUCCAUAACCAACAGCAUUAUUGGGCAGAACUGCAGGAUAGGUGAUCAAGUCAUUUUGGAUGGAGCUUUUCUCUGGGACAGAGUACUCAUAGCAGAUAAUGUGAAGAUCUACCAUUCUGUUAUCUGUGAUGAAGCUGAAGUGAAGGAGAGAGUAAAGCUGGAGCCCCACUGUGUCCUCUCUUCUCAGGUAGUAGUAGGUCCUGGCAUCACUCUUACUGAGGGCACAGUGAUCUCUCUGCACCCACCAGAUGAGGAGGAAGAGGAUGAUGACCAGUUCAGUGAUGAUUCUGGUGUGAACAAGGAGGAAAGCAAAGUGAAACUGAAAGGUUACAAUAAAAAGGAUGUAGGCUCAGAGGGGAGAGGGUAUCUCUGGAAAGCAGAUGACAAGAAUGAAGAGGAUGAAGAAGAGCAGAGACAAAGCCUAUGGGGCCCAGCUAUGCAUUCAGAGGAAGAGAGUGAGUCAGACAGCGACCUGAGCAUGGGCUCUGAGGAGCCAGACAGUCGGGCAGCAUCCCCUCAGCUAGAUGACAUCAAAGUUUUCCAGAAUGAGGUUCUGGGUACGUUACAGAGGGGUGAAGAAGAAAACAUUUCCUGUGACAACCUGGUCUUGGAAAUCAACUCCCUCAAGUAUGCAUAUAACAUUGGCCUGAAGGAGAUGAUGCAGGUGCUCAGUAAAGUGAUCCUGGAGUUCCCACUGCAGCAGCUGGAUGCAAACCUGGACUCCCAGAACUAUUUCUCAGCGUUACUUCCUCUGUUGAAGAACUGGACCCCGUUGUUUAAGAACUACUUAAAGCGGGCGUCAGAUCACUUGAAUGCCUUAUUUGCCAUUGAGGAAUUCUUCUUGGAACAUGACAGUCUCUGCACAUCAAUAGCUAAAGUGUUGAUGACAUUUUACCAGCUGGAAAUUCUGGAAGAAGAUGUAAUCCUCAAUUGGUUCUCUUUGCGGGACACGUCUGACAAGGGAAAGCAGCUUCGUAAGAACCAGCGGCUCCAGAAGUUUAUCCAGUGGCUGGAGGAGGCAGAAGAAGAGUCGUCUGAUGGCGACCAAGACUAACAUGGUGGCUCAGCAUGGGAAGAGGCACUCUCACUGCCUUUCUGGGCCAAGUGGGCAGGGCAAGAUCAAUGCCAGUGCAUGGUGUGUAGAUGUGGGGCCUGACAUUGAAGUGACUGACAAUCCCAUCAUUAAUUAAGUUGUGUGUUCCCAACUUUGCCACUUCCCUCCCUUCCUCACUUGCCCAGUGGCACCUUAUGUUGGAUGGUUGCAACCCCAGGGUAAAAACCAUAAGGGAAAAGCAGUAGGUGGUAAUACCUAGAGUUCCUCUGGAAGCUGGAUAUGAUGUACUAUAAGCUAUCUUUUGGGAGGUCCUUGUUACUAAUACAAAGGGAGCAAAUAGAUGCAGAUGCAUACAAUGCCCUUCUAAAUCUAACCAUGGGGAAGAAUGGUCAUACAGCUAAGUUAUUUGGAGUCAUUGUUGAUUCUGGAGCUAAGACAACUCCUGCUGAAGAGACACUGGCAAGGUUGGUGAGUAGAAGCAUGUGGAUUAGGAUCUGGACUGCGGGACUGGGAUUCAGGAGCUCCAGUGCCUGGAGAGGAUGCAGUUGUCUGAGGAUGCCCAAGGCAUUUUGCAGCCUAGAAGGCACUUCUGUGAUCUUUCCAAAAGGGAAAAUCUCUUGCCAUCUGCCGUGCUUAGGAUCUAACUCAAGGUGUGGGAAACUGUUCUUUUCUUCCCCACGUAAGUCUAAACAAAGGUUACACAGUAGAGUUGGUAAAACCAUGUGUUUUCCUUGUGUGUAGAACAGGGGAUAAUACAUGCUCAGUUCCCCCUGCAGGGGUUGGCUAAUAGUGGAUGUGCACUGGCCAGUGACAUACUGGAUGGAUCACUACAUCUUAGAUAUGGUCUUCUGUGCAUCCCCAGAUAUGUUUUAGAAAAGCAACUGUUUCUUUAUUAUUAUUUUUUUUUAAUAAAAAGGGAGCAGAGGUGCCUGGCGUCUCCUCCUGCACCAACAUAAAACUUGUGUUUUGCUCUGGGGGCUCUGGCCAGCUGAUUGAAGGAGGAUGCAUGUUCCUAAGUUCUGGUCCAGUGUGAAAAGGAGCAAAUGGUUUUUGCUUUGUGUUUCCACAUGAUUUCAGUUACACAACCUUGUUUACUUCAUGUCCUUUUAUUUAUUUGAAAACUUCCCUCAGACAGCAGGGAAGGUGCUGCACACCCACUGAAAAGUUGAGCAGCUCAGCAUGCAGCAGAGAACGAGCGUGCCCCUGGCACUUUGUUGCCAGCACAGACAAUGUGUGGCAGCAAGAAGGCCUUUAAGAGCAGCUUUCUUGGAAGUGUCACUGUGCUGUGUCCUUCCCUGCUCUCAAGGAAUAAAGCGGGGAAAAAAAAGGCACAGCAAGAAUCAGCUUGUGUUCCUAGGUGGGUUAUUUGUUGGUUGUGCUGACCUUGCCUCUGCCCCUUCAGGAGAAGCAUGGAAUAAAUCCUUUGUAGGGGGAAAUGCACUGGAGCUGCCCACUCAGGAUAUUUAUUACUUGGCCGUUCCGUGAUGCCACAAUUGUCAGUGAGGGGACAGCGUUGGAUGCUGGAGACCAGGGAUACUGCCUCUUAAAAACUGAUGUUCAGGCAGGGCCAUCUUGUGCACUCACACUAUCAGUUGCCAGGAUUGCACAUAAACGUGCUAGUUUUCUGACAUUGCAAACUCAGUCUUGUAAAUGUUGGGGAAAUAGUUGGUAUCUGAAUUUUCUGUGUCUGCCGAUAUUUAAUUCAGGGAACAAAUAAAAGCUAUCCUGGUGUUACA